This is a messenger RNA of Cynara cardunculus var. scolymus (artichoke), 1252 nucleotides long. Its product is annotated as calcineurin B-like protein 9. Bases 354 to 995 code for a protein of 213 amino acids. The transcript is spliced from 10 exons. NCBI's taxonomy places the organism in Eukaryota, Viridiplantae, Streptophyta, Magnoliopsida, Asterales, Asteraceae. The record is from RefSeq and is a predicted model, not a curated record. Gene Ontology annotation, biological process: calcium-mediated signaling. Gene Ontology annotation, molecular function: calcium ion binding; kinase binding.
UAAAUUGCAAAUCGUGGCUCCUCUUUCAUUCUCUCUCUCCCUCCCCCCUUGGACAAGCUGCGAAAAUUUCUCAAAUCUUUGCUCCAUCAACCCUCUAGAUUCGAGCAUAAUCAACACACACUUUAUCUACUGAUUAACCCCUGAAAAACUGCCCUGAAUCUGCAAAACUCGUCUAUCUACGACGGCCUCGAUGUCGCCGGUAAAAAAGCUUGGAGUAGAAACUGUUCGAGGGUUUUGGAUCUGGGGAUUUGUUUGCUUGAUGUAUACCAACUAUACAAGUUGAGAUGGUUCUGAUCAUUUGUAGCGGCAAAGCAUUGCAAUGCUUCUAGUCCUGUAGUGCCCUAGUUGUUUUAAUGGGCUGCUUUAAUUCUACAGUGAGAAAACCAGUUCCCGGGCACGAGAACCCAACUAUUCUUGCUUCUCAAACGGCUUUUAGUGUCAGUGAAGUUGAAGCUCUAUUUGAGCUAUUCAAGAGCAUUAGCAGUUCUGUAAUUGAUGAUGGAUUAAUUAACAAGGAAGAAUUCCAACUAGCUUUGUUCAAGAACAGAAAGAAAGAGAAUCUCUUUGCAAACAGGAUAUUUGAUCUUUUCGAUGUCAAGCAGAAGGGGGUUAUUGAUUUCGGUGACUUUGUUCGAGCACUUAACGUUUUUCACCCUAAUGCCCCACAAGAAGACAAGAUUAGUUUUUCUUUCAAACUUUAUGACAUGGAUGGAACAGGAUUCAUAGAGCGUCAGGAGGUUAAGCAGAUGUUAAUAGCACUUUUAUGCGAGUCUGAGCUGAAGUUGGCUGAUGAUACCAUUGAGGUUAUACUCGAUAAGACGUUUUCGGAAGCGGAUGUGGACCAGGACGGGAAGAUAGAUAAAUCAGAAUGGCAUAAUUUCGUGACGCGAAACCCUUCUUUGCUAAAGAUAAUGACGCUUCCAUACCUAAGGGACAUUACAACGACGUUUCCGAGUUUUGUGUUCAAUUCAGAAGUAGAAGAGAUAGCGACAUAAGAGAGAAGUUGAAAGGAUAAUGAAGUAAUGUUUUGUGUCUUGUUCUUUAUGAAUUCAAGCAAGCAUGGGUUGAAGAGUAGACAUUUGUAUUUUGUUAGCACAGUUUUUGGUUUGGGUUUCUUGAGGAGAAAAAUGAUUUGUUUUUUAAUCGAAUCGAAUGGAAUCGAAUCAUGAUGAGGGUUGCAGAAGAUGUAUAUUUGAUUCUGUAAGUAACCAGUCCAAAGAGGAAGUUGAGAAAAAUAUAUAAUCAUGUGGAU